Molecule: messenger RNA, 896 nt
Organism: Vombatus ursinus (common wombat)
Lineage: Eukaryota; Metazoa; Chordata; Mammalia; Diprotodontia; Vombatidae
Product: zinc finger protein 184-like
Exons: 3
Coding region: 114-797 (227 amino acids)
Biological process (GO): regulation of DNA-templated transcription
Source: RefSeq, a predicted model, not a curated record
AAACUCUCAGGAUGCUGGAAUCUAAUCCACGGGGAGGUGCGUCCUGGUCCUCGAUAAACGUUUGACUUGGAGUGCUCUGGAUGCCACAUAUUGUGAAGGCUCCCUAUGUGUAGAUGUGGCUAACUUCAGGACUUCCCCGAAAUAUAUUAGAGAGGAUUUCUGGGCGAGAAGGAAUGUGUUGCAUGUUUCAGGAGUUAGUGACGUUCAAGAAUGUGGCUGUGGAAUUCACCCAGGAGGAGUGGAGGCAUCUGGACCCUGCUCAGAAGAGCUUGUUCAGGGCAGUGAUGCUGGAGAACUACAGCAACCUGACCUCCCUGGGACAAAUAAUUACCAAAUCAGAUCUCAUCUUCCUUUUGGAGAGAGGACAAGCACCAUGGACCAAAUGGAGCCGGGUCGCAGGAGGCAGCAGUUCAAACAGCCUUAUUCUGGAGAGUAAGCGUGAAACAACCAAGGACAUUCAAAUAUGGGGCAUUUCUGUGGAAGAGUCAUCCAAGGAAAGACUCAAGGAGGAUGGUCCCUGGGAUUUCAAGUUGAAAAAAACCUGGGAAUCUGAUGUUAGUUUAGAGCAACAGAAGGGCAACUACAAAAGCUUCUCAAAGGAGAUUACAGUCACGGACAGAAAAACUACAUUUAAUACAAACGAAUGGGAUCUGUUUAGAAAAGGCUUCAGUGAAGAGUUACUUGCAAUUAAAAAAACGAGAGAUCAUGCAGAAAAAAGUCCAAGUAAAUGUGAUACACACAAAACAAACUUCAAGCAGUGGUCAGAUGAAAGGAAAUUUAAUGGGAAUCUUUUCUAAGAUGAAGUUUUGUAGAGAUAACUACGGGAAGACAUUCAGUUAUCAUCCAGAAUGUGCUGAACUUCACAGGGAAUGUACUGAAGGAAAAACUUAUGAGUG